Messenger RNA from Ceraceosorus guamensis, 1277 nucleotides. RefSeq lists its product as hypothetical. The transcript is spliced from 3 exons. The coding region runs from base 186 to 1196 and encodes 336 amino acids. The record is from RefSeq and is a predicted model, not a curated record. NCBI's taxonomy places the organism in Eukaryota, Fungi, Basidiomycota, Exobasidiomycetes, Ceraceosorales, Ceraceosoraceae.
GCAUCGCUCUCGACGUGCUCGCACCUCUACUUUUGCAAGACGACAUGCUUGGAGUGGGCAGGAGCUAUCAUCGCUUGGACAUGAGCCAUUGUCCCAUUGCCUCUUUUCCCCUAUAAAUUGCUGGCGCCCCCCCCCCGUCCUUUCGAAAAGCAUCCACAUUGAAGGAUCUGAGAAUUCGUCACGCCAUGUGCCGGAUCGACGCGCCCGCUCGACGCAUCGCUUGGCUGCUCAUAUGGAUGCCAAAUGCUUUCGGGAUCAAGACUGGCGACUUUAGUACUUGGCUCUCGCCAUUGGCUACCGAGCAAGUGAGCCAACUCGAAUUGGAAAAGAUUCAUCAAGCUGCACGGUAUCACCGGAAUAACCACUGGAUGCAUAUAGGCGAGCCCAGAAAUCAUUUGGCGACAGCGACCCACUUUGGUGUGCUGCGUGGCUUGCGAAAUGAGCCCCAAGCAAAUCAGCCGCUGGCCAGAGGUGCAUUCCUCACCAGCGAUCUGACACCCUUGCCAGUGUCUGCGAAAGAUGUGCUGAGCGGACUGCAUGGUCCGGGCAAUGUUCCUGAAGUGCAUGGAGUUCCCCUCGCCCCUAAUAGACGAUUCUGGAAGAAUGGCUACACGUACGAGAGGGGCAAGCAACCCACACCGAGCUCUAACCCCCUUGAUGAUCCGACAAAGCGUUACAGCGUCAGAGUCGGCCACCCUCUAGGCUUCGACGGUGACUACAAGGAUAAUCUGUACAGGCAGACUUGGCGAGCCGUGCAAUUGUGGCACAAUACCCGACCCGAAGCAGAACAGAACAAAGUCCACCACUACAAGAUGCUUCAUCUGCUGCGCGAGAUGCCCGACAGCGCUCUGUCUCACACGAGAGUGUUUGCAUACGACAAGCACGAGCAGCUCAUACCGAACAAACAAGACCCAACGACGUACGUGCAUCAAGUACCGUUCGCACCGACGCGACCCGCAGCGCGAGACGCCGGCCACAUUAUUGGGUCGACACCUGCUCGCAAUCCGACUCGAGAUAGCUACAACAUGCGCCGCUUUGGCACGCUUGCGGCCCCACGCACCUCGGCUAGCGGGAGCGGGAGCGAAAGCUCAAGAAAGCUGUCGGCAGAUGCGCAACCCUUUGUGCCCAAAGGCAAAGGCGGUCGAGUGCGCCCAAGCUCGCCAAGCACACCUUCUUCUGUGAGAGGUGUGCAUUAAGUAGGUGUCCUAGCUACAAAGAGAGAGAGGUAAUAUAGGUGCUGCAACCGUGCGUCUGCGGCGCUCGCGCCACGUGAUUAU